AAACUCACCCUCACUCUUUCCUGUUCCUCCCAAAUCUCUCUCUCUCUCUCUCUCUCUCUCUCUCUCUCUCUCUCUCAUGGCUCUGCGAAUCGCCAUGCCGGCGGUGGCUGUGUUUCUAGCUUUGAUGGCCGUGUCCAAGGCCCAGUCUCCAGCUUCAUCACCAACCGCCACCCCCACCCCUACCACACCAUCCCCCACGACCACCCCACCACCACCAACGACGACGCCCACCCCCAUGUCGCCGCCGCCAUCUGCCACCCCCCCGUCGCCGCCGCCAUCUGCCACCCCCAUGUCGCCGCCGCCAUCUCCCACCCCCAUGUCGCCGCCAUCUCCCAGCCCCAUGUCGCCGCCAUCUCCCACCCCCAUGUCGCCGCCAUCUCCCACCCCCAUGUCGCCGCCAUCUCCCACCCCCAUGUCGCCGGGACACAUGCACAUGCCGCCGCCGGCGAGCCCUCCGUCCACCUCCCCGCCGAAUUCAGGCUCCUGGAUGCAAGGAAGCAGCAUCGCCAUGCUGCUAGCGUUGCUUGGAGGGGCUACAGUGAUGCUUGUUUAGUUUGAUCAACUACUAGUCAUUGAUUUCAUCCUUAAUUAUUCUCUUCCAUAAUUUGAUGUAGAUUUGGAUAUCUAUUUUCUGUAUUCAUUUUUUUUCUUUUGGUUUCAUGUUUAAUAUUAGUUCUUUUUUUUUUUUUUUUUGGCUUGGGAGCUGCAUUUUGGAUUUGUGAGGAGGGUUGAGGAUUUUAUUAAUCAUCAGACGCCACAGCUCUUUUUUAGCAUUUUUUACUGCAGCUGAUGAAUAAGAAUGACUCUGAUUCUUGCUGCC
Diospyros lotus (date-plum) is the source of this 820-nucleotide messenger RNA. RefSeq names its product vegetative cell wall protein gp1-like. NCBI's taxonomy places the organism in Eukaryota, Viridiplantae, Streptophyta, Magnoliopsida, Ericales, Ebenaceae. Bases 77 to 553 code for a protein of 158 amino acids. The transcript has a single exon. The record is from RefSeq and is a predicted model, not a curated record.